AUUACUUUUACCAAUUGAUGUUAAGACCCUCUUGGAAUUAUAUUUAGGUGAUGAAUCACUUAAUGAGAGAUACGAAUACGAUUUGGAGAGAAAAAAAUGUGAAAUGAUACCAGCAAACUCUAAUCGUGAAAUUUCCGUUGUCGAUAUUUUACGCCAAAUUGAUAUUGAAUGUCCAAGUCCAGGAGAAACACCACCUUCAUCACCAUCAAUUUUUUAUGACAACGAAAGUUCAGAAAAUAAUAUUUCGUCGGUUUCGGAUUAUGAAGAAACCUUAAAGGAAUAUAUACAAACACGAAAAUAG
This is a messenger RNA of Funneliformis geosporum, 301 nucleotides long. The record is from the annotation of a GenBank genome assembly. Lineage: Eukaryota; Fungi; Glomeromycota; Glomeromycetes; Glomerales; Glomeraceae.